Molecule: messenger RNA, 1955 nt
Organism: Drosophila busckii
Lineage: Eukaryota; Metazoa; Arthropoda; Insecta; Diptera; Drosophilidae
Gene: eIF3d2
Product: eukaryotic translation initiation factor 3 subunit D-2
Exons: 2
Coding region: 89-1747 (552 amino acids)
Biological process (GO): translational initiation
Cellular component (GO): eukaryotic translation initiation factor 3 complex; cytoplasm
Molecular function (GO): translation initiation factor activity
Source: RefSeq, a predicted model, not a curated record
UCUAUAGAACUUAAAUCAAAAGUUUUUUUUGCUGCUUACAGCGCAGCAGUUGAAAUUACUUAGUAUUGAUUAAACUUUUGCUAGCAUUAUGUCGUUCUACGCGCCUUUCAUUAAGCCUUAUAUAGAGUACAACGAGUUUGGCUGGGGGCCGUGUGAGGUGCCCAAGCUGGAGGUGCCCUAUCAGCCGUUUUGCAAAAGCGAUCGCCUGGGCAAGAUCAGCGACUGGAUGGUGCCGGUGCAUGACAAGAAAUAUGGCAACAAGUAUGUCUCCAGCUUUGGCAACAACAGUCACUACGCCUAUUUCCAUGACGACGAUGAUGCAACUUUCCAUUUGGUGGAUGGCGGCAAUCCGCGUGUGUUUAAGCCAUAUCAACGCAAUCGCUAUCGCCCCAAUUUGCGCAACAAUACGCGUGUCUAUGGGCGCACUGGGCGUGGCGGUGGCAAUCAGGCUGGCGCUGCUGCUGGCACUUCGGGCGGCGGCGGCGGUGGCGGCGGCAAUGCAAAUGCCAAAUACGGCAAGGGGCGUGAUCAGCGUCGCAGCUACGGCGGGCGGCGUUUCAUGCGCAGCGCACCCGUGCGCUUGCGUGAGAGUUCGGUGCUGGUGCGCUCCGACUGGGUGUCUGUGGAGGAAAUUGACUUUCCGCGUCUGCUCAAGCUCACGCUGCCCAAUGUCAAGGAGGGCGUCGAGGUGGUCUGCUGUGGCGCCUUGGAGUACUAUGACAAGCAGUGCGAUCGCAUCAAUGUGAAGAACGAGCGGCCACUGCAGAAAAUCGAUCGCAUUAUCAAUGUGCCCAGCACUAUAGACGAUCCGGUUAUACGUCGCUUGUCCCGUAGCAUGGGCAAUGUGUUUGCCACCGACGACAUAAUUGCCACGCUCAUGUGCUGCACACGCUCCAACUACUCGUGGGACAUAGUUAUUGAGAAGCUGGGCACCAAAAUAUUUCUCGAUAAGCGCGACAAUGCGCAGUUUGAUUUGCUGACUGUGAAUGAAACUGCACAGGAUCCGCCGCAGGAUGAGGAUGGCACCAUUAACUCGCCGCAGAGUUUAUCGCUUGAGGCUACGCUUAUAAAUCACAACUUUAGCCAGCAGGUGCUGCGGCUGGGCGAGCUGGAGUCGAAGCACUGCUUUGAGGAGCCCAAUCCCUUUGAAGAGCCGGGCGUGGAGCUCGCCUCUGUAGCCUAUCGCUACAAGCAAUGGCAGCUGGGCGACGACAUUGUGUUGAUAGCGCGUUGCAAGCUCAAUGGCGUGAUGAAGUCGCCCGCUGGCGAGCUGCAGUACUUGUCCAUACGCGCGCUCAACGAGUGGGACUCAAAGGCAGCCAAUAGCGUCGAGUGGCGCCAGAAGCUGGACAGUCAACGUGGCGCAGUGCUGGCCUCCGAGCUGCGCAACAACUCAUGCAAGCUGGCCAAGUGGACGGUCGAGGCGGUGCUAGCAGGCGCCGAUCAGCUAAAGCUGGGCUAUGUCUCGCGUGUGAAUCGCAAGGAUCACUUGCGUCAUGUUAUCUUGGGCAUGCAGCAGUUUAAGCCGCAGGAGUUUGCCAGGCAAAUCAAUCUGAACAUGGAUAAUGCUUGGGGCGUGCUGCGCUGCUUGAUUGAUAUUAUUAUGAAGCAGCCUGAUGGCAAGUACUUGAUUAUGAAGGAUCCCAACAAGCCUAUGAUACGUCUGUAUGACAUACCCGAGUCGGCAUUCGAGUCGGAUGCCAAUGAUGAGCAGGACACCAGCGAUGACAGACCGUUUGGCAAGUAGCUGCAGCCAUACGAAUUUUCAUUUGUUAAUUUAAAUGUUAAAUGUUCACUUUGUUGCUUAAUCUUGCAAUGUUUAUUUGGCUUUUAGCACUAGCGCAAACUUGUUUAGCUUUUAAUUAAUUGAUUUAUGUGGAAAACAAAUAAUAGCCAUGCUCAGAAGUGUGCAGAUAAAUCAGCUGGUGACAUAACAAACUGCGCUUGACUGAAGC